AGAGAGCCCCGUGUUCCGGGGGCCCAGUACCGUUCAAAGAUGCAGGUUGGCGGAACGCUGCGUGGUACCAGGGCCAUCUCCCUUCUGGUACUCCUGAUACCUCUCAUUGGCUAUGCCUAUUCGAGUCCUCUUCAAUAUUUACCCAAUAUUCCGGGUUACGUUCCCGUUUAUAUAAGAUAUGGAGAUGAACCGUUGGAUGAAAUAAAUCCCGAUUUGGCAGAGGCAUUCGGAGAGACGUCAAAUUCGGCUAAGAGUUUGCAGAAGAUAGAUGAUCACACAUUCGCUCACGAAUCUGAUGGUUUUAAAGACGAAGAUAUAAAUGCAUUUCUGGAAGACUCAGAGAAGAGUCAUCCUAACCCACUGCGUACUAGAGCAGCUGAGAGUCGUUCAUUUGCCACUGCUAACAAUGAUGAACCGGGAAACAAACCAAAGCUUCUAUCUAUCUACACAUUACCUAAUGAUUAUGAGAGCAGACCACGCAGACGUUAUCAAGGGAGAAAUAGAAUGAAGAAUCGGAAACCACCUGCCUUUAAAGUCAGCCCACUUUCGGAGGAGGAAAAAGAGGAGCUAGAAAAAUUAGCGAUCGCAGUUGAAAAAGAAGAAACCAAACCGAAUGAACUCUACAUUCCAAAUCCUAAAUAUUUCGAACCACUACCUGAUAGGACACACAAUUUCGUCGCACCGUUAAAAGUACAGAAUCCACUCAACGAAGGUUUGACAGAUCUAUCGGAAAUAACUAAACUCGGAAAUAUUUCGAAACCUUCGCGUCAUCAUGACAAUGCUGUAUCUGAAACUGAUGAAUCGAAUGAACCGCCUAUUAAGGAGCAACGUCCAGCUACAUUUUUGUCAAAUGUAGAUAAAAUUUCGCCUAUUGAUUUGCCAGAUGAAAGCAAAAUCAGUGAAGAUAAAACGAAAAACUCUACAGAACAAAUUGAUGAAAUCGCGGAUUCAUAAUUUAUUUGUUCACAAUAAUUGAGAUAUAUCACAAUAUCCGCAUUAUUUUUUCGAAUUCUUUGAACAAUUCAAAUUUCUCUCGGGAAAAAAUUUAUAUGAAGGGACACUUGUUACAAUGUCUUGAUUUUUUUAGUAUUAAAUGCCAAUUAACUUUAUUCUCUUAAAAUUUCGUUUUCGAUGUAAUCACACUGUAAACUUUUUAUAAAAUUUACCAUAAAAAAUCUAUAUUCGUAAAAGAAAUUAUUAGAAUAAUCAAAGUAUGAUUAUAUAAAUACUUUAUAUAUCGUAAAGCAAGUCAAUAGAAGUCACACUUGGAUAAAAGAAAAAUAUUUCUAUGAUUUUAGUUUACACUAUUUUUGACGAAAAGACUUGUUUGUGCUAUCGUAAAGAAUAUUCCAUCAUAUAAUAAACAUUACAGACUUCUUAUUGAUGGUUCUAAUUGCUUCUGAAUGUGUAUAGUUUAUGCAUUGUAAAUUAUCUUAAUUAUACAAUUGUCGUAUGUGUAAAGUUAUUUUAGAACUGUUUCUAAUAAAAUCUUAUAAAAAGUUA
Messenger RNA from Nylanderia fulva, 1503 nucleotides. RefSeq lists its product as uncharacterized. NCBI's taxonomy places the organism in Eukaryota, Metazoa, Arthropoda, Insecta, Hymenoptera, Formicidae. The record is from RefSeq and is a predicted model, not a curated record.